AUGGAGGGGCUCUUCACAGACCCCAAUUGCACCCAAAGCCUGCCCUGGGCCACUUGGCUCUCUGGGCUUGACGAGCUCACCCUGGGCGCCGCUGCUGCUGAGCCAGGACUGCCUCAGGCGCAGAAUGCGCAGCGUGCGGAGGAGGCAGCAGCAGCUCUUGGUCUUUCUCCGGAUCCCAGCUGCUUCCUCGGUUCUGCUACUCUGCUUCUGGCACAGGUGGCAGGCUCCUGGCGCCGUGGACGUUUCGUAGCGGCACUGCACACCUUCGCCUUGCUGCAUGACCACUUCCUGACAGCAGCGCACCCUGGCUUCUUCGUGCACAGUACUUGGCCAGUUGGAGAUCAGGAUGUGCGAUACUGGAAGGACCGACUGCUCUAUCAGAUUCGGCGCUUUCGGGAGCUGGUUGGUCGAUCCCUUCAUCUGGGGGCCACAGCUUUCACCGAAGACUCCAUCCCCGAUGAUGUGGAGCGAGAGAACCUGGGAGGCUUUGCCUCACAUGCACUCCAGCAGCAGGAUGGGCGACGGCAGGGGAGGAACUGGUCGGAUUCAACUUUGUGGCGGCCUGUGUGGGAGUUGGCCCCAUCCGCUGCAUUGAUCCCAUUCAAGGAUGUGGCGCCACCGGUUCGCGUUUAUGUGUAUGGAGAAGGGGAUGCGCCGAUUGGGAAGCUAACUCGUUCGCCUGCUUUCUGCCACUAUCGCCAGUGGGGCAUGGACGUUGGCUUUCAUGACUUCUUCAGGACAUCUCCCAUACGCACCUUUGACCCAGAGAUGGCUGACUUUUUCUUCGUUCCGAGUUAUGCCUGCUGCCAUCAGGUGGCGGGAAUCUCAGAUUUCGAUGAGCUGGAUGCCGAUCAUAAGGCUCUGGUUUCGCAGCUGCCUUACUUCGAGCGCAGCAGGGGGCGAGAUCACAUUUUCUCCUUUCACUACAUCGACCUGUUUCAUUCGUGGAGGAAGCACAUACCUUACAGUGUGAUCCUUACUCCAGAGACGGAGGUUGGUUUCGAGCGAUCUCUUGACGACUUCGGUCCGGACCAUGGCCGUUUUCCACCUUUCAACCCACUGAAAGACAUUGUGGUCCCGCCAUUCAUCAACAUGAAGGACAUCCUUGGCUUCGAGACGCACGCGAAGCCAAUGAGAGAGCGGGAACAUGUCGCGACCUUCGCGGGCAAGCUGUGGUCUGACAUCGUGGAGGCCGCCGACGUUCGAGGAAAGGUUGUCGCUCUGUCUUCUGCCCCGGGCUUCAAGAUCCACGCUUUCGCAUCCAUCAGGGACAUGCUGAAUCCGGAUGGCAUGCAGAGGCUCAUGGGAAACUCGGUCUUCUGUCUGGUACCACGCGGGCGGGCAGCCUGGUCAGUUCGCUUCUUCGAGGCGCUCUGGGCUGGCUGCGUGCCGGUGCUACUGUCGGACCACUACCAGCCUUCCUUCGAUCAGCUUUUUGAUGUGACGAGGUUUGUCAUAAAGUGGCCUGUGUCGAGAAUUGAUGACUCCCUGGUCUCCUACCUUCACUCGCUGCCUUUGGAGGUGGCCGAGCGCUAUGCAGAGGAGGGUCGGCGCGUUCGAUGCUGGUACCUGUAUCCGCCGCCUGAAGUAUCCUGGAUUGGUGAUUGGCCUUCUCGGAAUGAGCUCGAAGAGGUCGAGAAAAGGGUGUGUCCCAACUUGUCUUCCUCACGCAAUGCGUUUCAGGCUGUCGUUGAGAUUCUGCGGCGCCGUGCAGUGAAAACUCGGCUACGACCUGACGGGUUCUAUGCGGCGGACCCGAAGCAGGGAUACCAGCCGGUGCAGGGAUCCGCUGCUGCACUUCUGGAAGAUCAACCAUUGGGCCGGGCACGAUAUGGGAGCACUCGUGAGACACACCUGCGGCUGCGCAUUCCGGCAGGUCUGGCGAAGGGCCCCCGCUCUCGGCAUGCUGUCCGCACUCGCCACCUGCUGGCAGUCACGGCGGGAGGAAAGAAAGGAGCUUUUGCGGAGAUGUGCCCUGCACGGCCUGUCAGCAAAGUCGUGGGCCUCCUGCAAGGUAUGAAGGAGCAGCUGGAAAGUGAAGCGGAAGAGGAAGCUGAUCUCAUGGAGAAGUACAACUGCUGGUGCAAGGAGAACGGCGAACAAAAAGAGAAGGCCAUUCUGGAGGCUCGGGCCAACAUCAAGGAAUGGGAGACGCGCAUCACCGAGCUGACUGGCAUCAGCUCAACUCUGGCAACGGAGUACAAGAAUUUGCAGCAGGAGGUUGACAAGAACGAGUUGUCAUUGGACGAGUCCAUGGCUUUGCGCAAGAAGCAGGUGGCGAAGUUCCAGGAGGACGAGCGCGAGAUGUUCAAUAAUCUGAACUCUGUGCGUUCGGCCCAGGUCGCAUUGAACACCUCCUCCUUCCCCUCCUUCUUGCAGCGGCCAGCAGACACUCCGAUCCGUUUGCUCCGAGCCGUGGCGGAGAGGCAAGCGGACUACCUGAAGUCUGAGAGCCGUCAGCAGCUCAUGGCCUUCUUGCAGGAUCCAACCUCAGGAUCUGUGCGAGGGGUCAUCGACGGACUUGAGACGGACUUUGAGGGCAGUCUGAAGGAGCUGCAGGACGAGGAGCUUCAGAACAAAGCUGCCUACGAAAAGCUCGUCUCGGCCAAGAGGAAAGAAAUCGACUCGGCAAAGGUGCAGAUCGCAACCAAAAAGGAGGAGAAGACUGCUGCCGAUGAGGAGCGCCUCCAAAAGAAGCAGGCAGUCAAAGAUGCCAAAGGCUCCGUGGAAGAAGAUCUCGCCUUCGCGAAGAAGGUGCAGAAGCAGUGCACUGCCAAGGGGCAGGAGUGGGAGAAGCGUCAGAAGAUACGCAGCGAUGAAAUGCAGGCGGUCUCCAAGGCCGUUGAGAUUUUGGAUUCGGAUGAUUCCUUCGACCUCUUCGGCAAGACCAUGGCACCCUCCUUCCUGCAGCUUGCCUCCAAGAAGGCCUCGGCUAUGCCGCAGCAGAUCUACGACAGACUGCUGGCAUUGGGAAAAGCGCACGACAGCCGUCUGGUUACCCUUUCGCUUCAAGCGAAGGUGGAUGGGCUGGCAAAGGCCGAGGCUGGAGCAUUCGCCCAGGCACCCACCUUUCAGACGGAGGGCCGGUCGGUGCAAGUGAGCAUGGCGGCGACGGGUGGCGAGCCUACAAGGUUUCCCCUCGUCUUCUUGGGCCUGUUGGCGGGCACGGCCGCGGUUGGCCUCCUGGCCGUCUUCUUCUACGGCUCCUACUCUGGUGCAGGAGCAGCGGGCGAGCACAAAAGAGUGGAGGCGACACGUCAAGCUUGCUCCAAAGGUUACAUGUUGGUAGUGAUUGACCCUUGCCUCACAGCUGUUGCCAAGCACCCGCGUCGGGACUUCAUGGACUGUUUCAUGCAUGCCGCGCAGUCUUUAUGCUGGGAUGCAGGCGCCCGGCAAAUCGAUGCAGAGAAUGCCUCAGAGGGUGCCUUGCUUCGUUGGUGGCGUCGCUCCGUCGGGGCCCAGAUAUUGUCGGACGUUGAUGAUACGAUCAAGUGCUCUGGAGGGCCGCGUGGCGGCGGCAUUGACGAGUGCGGCUAUCGGAAGGAGAUCUAUCCGGGGGCUGUGCAGUUCAUGCUCGAGAUCGCACGUGGCCGCACAGCGGGCACCUUCAGCAAAGACAGGCCUCCUCCCAACGUUCGGCUUUUGUCGGCACGGCCGGAAAAGCUUGGCUUCUUGCGCAUGAAGCCCACCAGUAAGGUUGCCCGGGAGUUCCAGCGCGUGGCCAAGGCCAACGAGCUGCCAAGCUGGGGCAUUGACUUCCAAGGCUCCAAGUAUGGCCGCAUCCGCGACGUGUUCCCCGCGCUGCUGGGGGACUUCCGACCCUUCGGGCGAACGAAGCUGCGCAACUGGGAGGAAGUCUUGGGCAACGACAUUGGCCAGCAAAAGGCGGUCUUCUUGGGUGACAAUGGCCAAGGUGACGUUCAGGCUGCCCGCGACAUGGCCAUGUUUGGCCCACCCUUUGUGGCAGCCUUCAUUCACCAAGUCGCGGAGAAAAAGGUAGUGGACCAUCCCCGCAUUCGCUAUUUCCAUGGUUACUUGGAAGCUUCCAAAAUAGCCCUUCAAAUGCGGCUCAUUUCUCCAUCUGGGCACUGCCGAGUUGGCCGGGACGUGAGCGCUUCCAACCUGGCGCGGCUGUGCCGGCUGCAUGCGGCCGAUCCGCAAAAAUAUGCACAUUACCCCUGCGUGUCCGAGACCGGUGAUCUUCUGCGAUGGGAGCAGGGUUUCGACAAGGGAUCGCUGCAGCUUCUGCAGCCGCUGUAUCGAAUGCUCGAUCGGAAAAUGGCGGUGCGAACGCAGAUCGACGCCAUGGUCGCUGCACUCAAGGAGGAGCAGGCAGCCGAAGUGAAGAAGAAGGACUAUUGCAUCGAAGAGCUGCAGAAAAACAGGCUUGCUUCCGACGAUAAGAAACGAGAAGAAGACGAAUUCUCAGCUGCAGCAGAGGACUUAAAGCAGAAAGUCAAGGCCCUGGACAUGCAGACUGAAGAUGUCCAGGCACAGGUGGGCGAGCUUAAGAAGCAGCAGAAGCUGGCCGCACAAAACAGAGAGAAGGAGAAUGCCGAAUUCCAGAAAGUCGUGGAAGAGCAGCGCCAAACACAGGUCCUUCUGAAAAAUGCACUCAGUGUUCUGGCUGCUUUCUACAACAAGAAGGACGAAGGUUCCUUCCUCCAAAAGGCCAAUCCCAAGGAGCCGGAGACUUUUGGUGGCUACAAGAAGAAUUCGGCCAACCACGGCGUCAUGAUGAUGCUCCAGCAUCUGGUUGCAGAUGCCAAGGAGAUGGAAGCGGAAUCUACUGCAGCCGAGCGAGAAGCUCAGAAGGACUACGAAGACUUCGGCAAGGAGACCAUUGCGGCCCUGGACGCGAAAGACAAAGAGCUUCAAGACCAGGCGGAGCAGAAAGCAAAGCUAAGCGAGAGGAUGGUGCAAGCCCGCCAGUCCAAAGAAGGUGCCCACGCCGAAGUCCAGAACCUGGCGGGUCUCAAAGAAGACCUGCACGAGACCUGUGACUUUUUGGUGGAAAACUUCGAUGCGCGUCAGAAGGCCCGAGCCGACGAGGUCGAAGCCCUGUUGGAGGCGAAGUCCAACCUUUCCGGUGCCAAGUGA
Symbiodinium sp. CCMP2456 is the source of this 5100-nucleotide messenger RNA. The record is from the annotation of a GenBank genome assembly. Lineage: Eukaryota; Dinophyceae; Suessiales; Symbiodiniaceae.